Molecule: messenger RNA, 1498 nt
Organism: Paramisgurnus dabryanus
Lineage: Eukaryota; Metazoa; Chordata; Actinopteri; Cypriniformes; Cobitidae
Gene: spg21
Product: SPG21 abhydrolase domain containing, maspardin
Cellular component (GO): cytosol; trans-Golgi network transport vesicle
Molecular function (GO): CD4 receptor binding
Source: RefSeq, a predicted model, not a curated record
UGCGCGCGUCACAUCCGACUCUGGUUGGCUGCUGAGAUCGUGACGUGUGUCGGAGUUUGUUGGCUGCGGAAGCUGCUGUCAUGUGAUUCGGCGCGAGGAUACGAUGCUUCUUAAAUUUGUGGAUAAAAAACGCUUAAAGACAUGGAGGAGAUAAGAGUGUCUCCUGAUUAUAACUGGUUCAGAAGCACUGUACCUCUGAAGAGGAUAAUCGUGGAUGAUGAUGACAGUAAAGUCUGGUCAUUGUAUGAAGCUGGGCCUAAAAGUAUCCGGUGUCCCAUCAUCUUCCUCCCGCCGGUGAGCGGCACGGCAGAGGUUUUCUUCCAGCAGGUGUUGGCUCUCUCUGGACGGGGCUACCGUGUCAUCUCACUCCAGUACCCCGUCUACUGGGAUCUGUUGGAAUUUUGUGAUGGAUUUAGGAAGCUUUUAGACCACUUACAACUAGACAAGGUGCAUUUGUUCGGCGCUUCUCUUGGCGGUUUCCUGGCUCAGAAGUUUGCAGAGGUCACGCACAAAUCUCCCAGAGUCCACUCUCUGAUCCUCUGCAAUUCAUUUAGUGACACAUCCAUCUUCAACCAAACCUGGACGGCUAACAGCUUCUGGCUAAUGCCUGCAUUCAUGCUGAAAAAGAUUGUUCUUGGUAACUUUGCCAAAGGACCCGUGGACCCAAAAAUGGCAGAUGCGAUCGACUUUAUGGUCGAUAGACUGGAGAGUCUGAAUCAGAGCGAGCUCGCCUCUCGACUCACACUUAACUGCCAAAACUCUUACGUGGAGCCUCACAAGAUAAAGGACGUUGCCAUCACCAUAAUGGAUGUUUUUGAUCAGAGCGCCCUGUCGCACGAGGCAAAAGAAGAAAUGUAUAAGCUUUACCCAAACGCUAGAAGGGCUCACCUAAAAACUGGAGGAAACUUCCCAUAUCUUUGCAGAAGCGCAGAGGUUAACCUAUACAUACAAAUACAUCUCCGUCAGUUUCACGGCACACGGUAUGCUGCCAUCAGCCCAGAGAUGGUCAGUGCUGAGGAACUGGAGGUCCAAAAAUCAAACCUGAGCAGAAGUGAUGAUGAGUCUUAGACCCAAAGGCUUUUGAUUCAACUGUACGACAUUCAGAGAUCAUUUGGUAUCAUUUUUAUGACAUUAAAUCAAAUGUGAACGGACUUUAAAGAGCCUAUUUUUACUUUAAAAUAAACAAUAUUUUGAUAAGUAUUACGACUGUAAAUAAGUUAUAUAUACGUUUUCAUAGAAUGCCAUAUUUUGACCUGGUUGCCUUACACAUCACAAAACCAACAUCUUUGUUAAAUUGCACUUUUUACCAAAUUGUUUUUCCAACUUCUAUUCUGUGGUAUUUUUGUUCGUCCUGUUUUCGAAUGGUUUGUUGUUAUGUAUGUCAUUAUCUUCGUUAUUCAUAUGAGUCAUGCACUGAAAUAUAGUUCCUGAUUUGGAAAGAAAUCUUUAUAAAAUUUGUCAUUUAUUUGCUUAAGUAAAACUUCUAAACCACAAAAAA